AUGCCUUAUAAUUCCUCCAUGUCUUUGGCCGCCUAUAACACGACGCAUAUGGACUGCGCCAAGUGUAAGGUCAAACGGCGCGUGUAUAUUACAGACGAAGACCCAGCCACACUGACGAAAUAUAAGACGUGCGAUGCGUGCCGACGGAAAAACAAGGUCUACAAAAAGAACCAGAAGCUUAAAAUGCUCCACAAGCUGAAUGCUAUGGACCAGCUGCAGCGUGAGUCGGUCAUGGGGCCGACUAUCCAGGUGGAACAAGAUUUGGGCCAUGUCAAACCUGUAAAACUUCGUCCCUCUUUCACAUCGUUUCUGGAGAGAGUGUCGCACAACAAGCAAAGGGACGUCAUCUCCAUCAAAUAUAGCUGCGAGGUUCCAGAGUUCAUUAUCCAGAGAUACGAUUCUAGCAUGAUUAUAAGCAAUCGACCCGACUAUGCCAGUGUUGACAGUGUGGAGCAAAAAGUGACAAAUUAUAGAGAAGAAGUGAAAAAGAAGCUGAAGUUGCAUUAUCUGAGUCGGCUUUUUGAUAUUCUGGAAAGCCAGGGAUACACGUUCAAGACGAGGUCGACCAACUGGAAAAAUAACAAGUUCUACGCGCAGAUGCUAUGCCACGAGGACGUUGGAAAUAAACGUAGAGAUUUCUCGCUCUUGGUUGACGAUGCUGACGUGCCCGAAAAUUCACAGGAGCAAGACAUAAACGAGUCGCAUGACAACGACAACGCCAAGUACGAUGUCGCGCAGCCAAGAAACGUCCUGCUGUACCCCUGUCAGUCACGCCUGAAUUAUUCGUUCGAUUCUACCAGUGGGCUUCUAUCUCUGGAGUAUAGCCACCUGGAUCACGAUGGACUACCGCCCACCAACCCUCAGGAUCCAAAAUCUAUUGCCCAUCCGCCAAACUCGGCAAUAAACCUCGCUUCGCAAUGGGUCAAACAGCUGCAAUCGACACCAAACGGAGAGCAGACCGAUAAUGCCUCUCGAAUGAAACUACUAAUGAAUCCAGAACAGGACGGCUCCGACGCCAGUUCACAAAAAAACGGAUCCGCUCUUGCCAACGCCUUGAAUUAUUUGCAUCGCAACAUCUCCAACAAGGAGUAA
This is a messenger RNA of Ogataea angusta, 1092 nucleotides long. RefSeq lists its product as uncharacterized. The record is from RefSeq and is a predicted model, not a curated record. Lineage: Eukaryota; Fungi; Ascomycota; Pichiomycetes; Pichiales; Pichiaceae. The transcript has a single exon. The coding region runs from base 1 to 1092 and encodes 363 amino acids.